CUUGUGUGCGGUACACGUCGUGCGUGCAGUAAGGAAAUAUUGAUCGUUCGGCUACUAGUAUUAUCGGAAGGUAUUUAUUAAAAAGGUAAGUGUUCGGCUAUUAUUGAAAUUCAGAUAUUGUUUGACAUAUAUUUAUUAUCAUUCUUCACCACCCAGUGCAUAUGUGCUUCACCAGUUUAUUUUUCCCGUCGAUUAAUAUAUUAACAAAAUAAUUACACUAUUUCGGGUGGGAUAGGGUAGAGUAGAGUAGAUUAAAAAAACAAUAUAUAUUAAUUUAUUAAAAAUAUACAUUCGUAUUUUCUAAUAAUAUAGAAUAGAAAAAUCGAUAGCGAUUUUUUAUUUAAAACAUUAUAUUAUGUCCUUUUUACAUACGUGCAAAUCAACCUCUAUACACAUAAUAUUAUUAUACAUUAUAAAAAAUAAAUAAACACAUAUGUAUACAUAAAAAAUUGACAAUAUUUUUUCCCCAUCCAGAUGUCUGAGCUAAACGAUGAACCGAACACCGUGGCACUUGCCAUGGCAAUCGAUGCUGCCGAGCAGACCGACAACAAGGACAAUGACAAUGACAAAGACAAGGAGGACGACGACGAGACUAAUGAGAUCGAUAACGCUAUUAAAGCCAGAUUUUAUCGCAGAGCUUUGGAAUUUGCGUUCAAUCGGGUCGAAAAGUUGACUGGGACGCGGGAACCGAACAAAAAAAUGACUGAAUACACGGCACAGUUUCGUAAGAUCGACCAAAUAACGAGUGUGGCACGGCAGAGUGAAGAAUACAAGGAAUUGUUGCGCUACGUGAAUUCUGACAACGUUUUUAUUGGGUUUGAAGAUUCUAACUCGCCAAACGAUCCCAUCCCGCCUGAAGGGUGUGACGAGGAAUUUAAACCCGCGUCUUAAUCGGGGACUUGGCUGUCGUAGUUUCCAAGCGCACCACCCUACCUACCUUAACCCCACCCCGUACUAUGACGCAUUACCCUGCCACGGUCACCCGAAUCGAUACGACGUAUUUGUUUUUCUUUCAUCCUGUUAGGUAGCAACACAAACUGCACACUAUACAUUAUAAUAUUAUCGGCGGCUGUGCUGUUUUGAAAUCUGUGGUCUAUUUUAUAACUUGUGUGUAUAUCAUUUCAAUUUUCGGUAGAUUUUCCACGGUGGAGCGCUAAUAGAACCAACAUAUUAUAUUAUUUUCUGUUAUGGUUUAAAUAUAAUACGUAUAACAUGUUUAAUAAAUGAUUUGUCAAAUUUUUAAUGAUAUUUUUUGUUUAAAAAAAAAA
Messenger RNA from Cinara cedri, 1268 nucleotides. Lineage: Eukaryota; Metazoa; Arthropoda; Insecta; Hemiptera; Aphididae. The record is from the annotation of a GenBank genome assembly.